Leishmania braziliensis MHOM/BR/75/M2904 is the source of this 891-nucleotide messenger RNA. RefSeq names its product putative cyclophilin 11 (gene CYP11). Lineage: Eukaryota; Euglenozoa; Kinetoplastea; Trypanosomatida; Trypanosomatidae. The transcript has a single exon. The coding region runs from base 1 to 891 and encodes 296 amino acids. Gene Ontology annotation, molecular function: peptidyl-prolyl cis-trans isomerase activity. Gene Ontology annotation, biological process: protein peptidyl-prolyl isomerization; protein folding. The record is from RefSeq and is a predicted model, not a curated record.
AUGUCUCGUAUGAGUGUGCCGCCGAAGGUCGGGAAGCGGCCCGACAUCGCCAUGGAGAACACCAAUCCAAAGGUUUUUUUUGACAUCAACAUCGACAACAAGCCAGCUGGCCGCAUCGUCAUGGAGCUGUACGCUGACACGGUCCCCAAGACGGCCGAGAAUUUUCGAGCUCUCUGCACAGGAGAAAAAGGCAAGGGCAGGAGUGGCAAGCCCCUGCAUUACAAGAACAGCGUGUUUCACCGCGUCAUCCCGAACUUCAUGAUCCAAGGCGGCGACAUUACUCGCGGAAAUGGCACUGGCGGUGAGUCCAUCUAUGGCACGACUUUCCGGGAUGAGUCGUUCUCUGGGAAGGCCGGCCGACACACUGGGCUUGGGUGUCUUUCAAUGGCCAACGCAGGUUCCAAUACGAACGGGUCACAAUUUUUUAUUUGUACUGCGGCCACUCCGUGGCUCGAUGGCAAGCAUGUUGUCUUUGGGCGUGUCAUCAACGGCCUUGACGUCGUGAAGAAAGUCGAGCGGCUAGGAUCGUCCUCUGGAAAGACGCGCAGUCGCAUCGUGGUGUCCGACUGCGGUGAGCUGGCGGGUGAUAAGACAAAGGCACAGUUGCAGCAGCACCAGCAGCAGAAGCAGCAACCGGCUAAGGCAUCUGUGGGCAUGAGGCCGGUCACUGACACAAAGGCUGUGGAGAAAAAGCUCGUAGUUUCUUCGCCAGUCGCCGAGGCGAAAAAGGCUCUCUGUGCAAAGAAAGAUGCACUACCACGGGCAAACGCAUCAAGUGAGGCGAAGAAGCGUAUACGCGAGGUGAACGAAGACGAAGCACGGCUGGUACGCCUUCGUGAGAAAAAGGCAAAAUUGGCUGCUCUGCGUUCGAGCGCUGAAGGAAAUGAGUAA